AUGAAAAAUAUCACUUAUCUAGACAUAUCAGAUAACUUCUGCCUGCAGUUUAAGGGUUUUGGUAAUGUUACACAUGAUCUUCAGUUCUCUACUAUAAAAGUUUUAAAGUUAAACAAGAUUCAUCUUGCAUAUCAUCUUAACACAAUUUUACCAACUGAUGUUUUUAAGCCGUUGAUAAACACAACAUUAAAAGAAAUUUACGUCGAUGCUAACCGAAUACAAAUAAUAGAAACAGGUGCUUUAUCGUAUUUACCGAAUACCUUACAGCAUAUUUCUUUGAAAAAGAAUGAGCUCUCGUUUGGAUCAUUCAUAAGAGACGUUUUUAAUCUUUCGAUAAAAUCUGCUGAUUUGUCAUUGAUGUACUCGUUUCAUAAUCCUGGGGAAUAUUUGUUUCAUUGUCCUUCACAACAAGCGACACAGGAAAGAAGUAGCUAUACGGAUGAUAGAAACUAUCAUUUAACAUCAUCAAAUCUGGCACGAUAUAAUCAUUUAUCAUUUCAACCAACAUGGUUUAUUCCUGUUCCAUUAAAAAUCAAAUAUACAUGGGUCAUCCCGGUUCCUGAAAAUGUGACAACAAUUGUUUAUAAAGAAUGUGGAAUGAGGUAUGCAAUAAUACAUUUAAAUGUUACAAAAAAUAUAAUUGAAUAUUUAGACGUUAGUAAAAAUGCAUUUUUUUCAUGGAUAGGACCUAUAAGUAAUUUACAUCAUUUGAAACAUUUAAAUCUUUCACAUAACCUCUGUUCUUUUGUGUCACCACAUUUCUUUAGUGUCGACUCGGCAAACUUAAGGACACUUCAUGUGCAAAACAAAAUGUUGGGCGCAGUUUUAUCAGAAGAUAAUGACGGACAAAUUCUUGGUACGUUGCGUAACCUUGAAGAAAUAAACUUAUCUCAAAAUAGAAUUCCGACCUUACCAUUGAAUUUUUUCAAGGCACAGUCCAAAAUGAAAUAUUUGAAUUUAAAAAACAAUUUAUUGGAGACGAUUUCAUUUCGUAUUAGUCACAUGACAAAUUUGAAACUGUUGGACGUAAGUAAUAACAAACUGUUGCAUAUCGAUUCAUAUGCUAGACAACAAUUAAAUUAUCUGAAAAGUCACUCUGAUUUCUUAAUUAAUCUCGAAAAUAAUCCACUACAGUGCACGUGUGAUUAUAUAAAAUUUGUGAAAUGGAUAGUUUCCACAGAGAGUCAUCUAGAAAACGUACAUCUCUACGCAUGUGCAACAUCUAGAGGAAAGAAACAUAUUUUAGUCAGUGUGAUUGACAUGUACUUGGGCCUUAAAAAAGCUUGCUACUCUUAUGAUCUAUUGGCAGUUGGUAUAUCUGGGGCUAUAUUGAUAUUCAUCAGUAUUUUAUGUGGUGGAUUGGUUUAUAGAUACAGGUGGAGGAUUAGAUAUUUCUAUCACAUGGUGAAAAUCAGGCAUAACGAACGAAGACCAAACAUGUGGGACAACGAUCGUGAAGAUUACAUGUAUGACGUAUUUGUAGCAUAUGCAGAUGAUGACAGAAUUUUCGUCCAUACUAAACUGUUACAAAAACUUGAGAAAGAAGCUGGAAUUCAACUGUGCCUACAUUGUCGCAAUUUUUUGCCUGGAAGUGACAUUGCAACAAACAUAAUAUCGGCAAUUCACAACAGUCGUAAAACGGUAAUCAUUAUGUCUCAUAACUUUCUAAACUCUCAUUGGGGUAUGUACAAAUUUAAUAUGGCAAAAAUGGAAAGCAUAUACGAGCGAAGAUAUGAGAAUAUACUUUAUCUUGUGUUUUACGAACAAAUGCGUUCACGUGACUUGCCUUUACAGAUCCUUGAACUAGUUCAAUCCCAGUCUUAUAUAGAAUAUCCAAACGAUGAGUACGGAAAUGAAGUUUUCUGGAACCAACUCAUAACCGCAUUGAGGUCAUGA
Mytilus trossulus (common blue mussel) is the source of this 1896-nucleotide messenger RNA. RefSeq names its product toll-like receptor 4. Gene Ontology annotation, molecular function: protein binding; transmembrane signaling receptor activity. The transcript has a single exon. Lineage: Eukaryota; Metazoa; Mollusca; Bivalvia; Mytilida; Mytilidae. Gene Ontology annotation, cellular component: plasma membrane. The record is from RefSeq and is a predicted model, not a curated record. The coding region runs from base 1 to 1896 and encodes 631 amino acids. Gene Ontology annotation, biological process: inflammatory response; immune response; toll-like receptor signaling pathway.